Frieseomelitta varia is the source of this 1720-nucleotide messenger RNA. It is a transcript of the gene ND-51, whose product is annotated as NADH dehydrogenase [ubiquinone] flavoprotein 1, mitochondrial. The transcript is spliced from 6 exons. Gene Ontology annotation, molecular function: NAD binding; NADH dehydrogenase (ubiquinone) activity; 4 iron, 4 sulfur cluster binding. Gene Ontology annotation, biological process: mitochondrial electron transport, NADH to ubiquinone. The coding region runs from base 95 to 1504 and encodes 469 amino acids. The record is from RefSeq and is a predicted model, not a curated record. Lineage: Eukaryota; Metazoa; Arthropoda; Insecta; Hymenoptera; Apidae.
UCCAUUUCGUAAAUGCACCACAAGAUGACUAUAGUGUAAUCUUCUAAAUAGACAGCUCGAUGCUGUUAACGUCUACAAAGUCGCAAACAGCAAAAUGGCUGGUGCCAUUGUCCGCAAUUUUCAGGUCCCAAGGAGACAAUUGGGUUUCCUUGGUUCAUCAUUAAGUGGCCAGCAACAAAGAACAUUUGCUGAUGCUGCGCCUGAGGGAAAGAAAAGAGGUGGUCCCCUGGCUGAUCAGGACCGUAUCUUCACAAAUUUGUAUGGCAGACAUGAUUGGAGAUUAAAGGGUGCCCUGAAAAGAGGAGAUUGGUACAAGACUAAAGAAAUCAUUGAAAAGGGUGCAGACUGGAUUAUCAAUGAGAUCAAGAUAUCUGGUCUAAGAGGUCGUGGAGGUGCAGGUUUCCCAUCUGGCAUGAAAUGGUCUUUUAUGAAUAAACCCUCAGAUGGAAGACCAAAAUAUUUGGUAAUUAAUGGAGACGAGGGUGAACCUGGUACCUGCAAGGAUCGUGAAAUUCUACGUCAUGAUCCUCACAAAUUAGUAGAAGGUUGCUUGAUUGCUGGCCGUGCAAUGGGAGCUUGUGCUGCUUACAUCUACAUCCGUGGUGAAUUUUAUAAUGAAGCAUCAAAUAUGCAAGUUGCUAUUGCAGAAGCUUACCAGGCAGGUUUGAUUGGCAAGAAUGCCUGUGGCUCUGGUUAUGAUUUUGACAUCUUCGUUCAAAGAGGAGCAGGAGCAUACAUUUGCGGGGAAGAAACUGCUCUCAUAGAAUCUAUUGAAGGAAAACAGGGAAAGCCUAGACUAAAGCCACCUUUUCCAGCUGAUGUUGGAUUAUUUGGAUGUCCUACUACUGUUACAAAUGUCGAAACCGUCGCAGUAUCUCCUACUAUAUGCCGACGAGGCGGAGCGUGGUUUGCGUCAUUCGGCCGUCCACGUAAUCAUGGAACUAAAUUAUUUAACAUCUCGGGGCACGUAAACAAUCCUUGCACUGUGGAAGAAGAAAUGUCCAUUCCUCUGAAAGAACUUGUCGAAAGACAUGCUGGUGGAGUAAUUGGUGGAUGGGAUAAUCUGCUGGGUGUGAUUCCUGGAGGAUCUUCCACUCCUGUUAUUCCUAAAAGCGUAUGCGAUACAGUGUUAUUGGACUUCGAUGAUCUUGUCCGAGUUCAAAGUUCUUUUGGUACUGCAGCUCUGAUUGUUAUGAACAAACAGACCGAUAUUAUUAAAGCUAUUACCCGCCUCAUCAGUUUUUAUAAACAUGAAUCUUGUGGUCAAUGCACCCCCUGCCGUGAAGGAAUAAGUUGGAUGUACAAAAUAAUGAGAAGGUUUGUCCAAGGUCAAGCAGAAACACACGAAAUAGAUAUGCUGUGGGAGUUAACCAAACAGAUUGAAUUGCAUACUAUUUGCGCUCUAGCAGAUGGUGCAGCAUGGCCAGUUCAAGGAUUAAUUAGGCAUUUUAGACCAGAAAUAGAAGCACGUAUUAAACAGCGCAAAGCAGCAAUAUCCAAUUAAGCUAAAGGUAUAUUUAAUACUAGUAAACGUUCCGAUAUUAUGACCUUGAAAAAUGCAACUAGAAGUGUUGGUGUAUUUAUAUCUGUAAGUAAUUGUAUUAAUUUACAAUGUAUAUAAGACGAUCAAUACAAAAUGCGAUGUAGUGAAUUUCCUAUGUAUUUUUGCCGAAUCUUCCUCAACUUCUAAUGGUUUGGCAAAUAAAAUGGAUAGAAAAAC